Eleginops maclovinus (Patagonian blennie) is the source of this 1449-nucleotide messenger RNA. RefSeq lists its product as uncharacterized. The transcript has 8 exons. The record is from RefSeq and is a predicted model, not a curated record. NCBI's taxonomy places the organism in Eukaryota, Metazoa, Chordata, Actinopteri, Perciformes, Eleginopidae. Bases 55 to 1368 code for a protein of 437 amino acids.
UUUUAAGACAAUGAUGUGGACGGAGAGACGUUGGGACGAGGCCUUACGGAAGCAAUGAUGUCUUACCUAUUUGAAAGAUCGUUUAAAAAGCAACUGCAAUUACGAGACUUUGUGGAGCAGAACAAAGAAAUAACAAUUGAGUUGGAAGUGCUGACAUCGGAUGAUCAAUUUAUUGAGACUCCAGCAUCAAAUGAAAGAAGUGUGGGGCCAGCACGUAAAACACUUCCAGCCAUUAUUUCUAUUCCACGUUUCCCAUAUGACGUGCAGCACAAAUUGGAUGCAAAAGAACCAUGCCACAAGAUUCCAAAAUACCGGAACAUAAUCGUACGAACUUUGUAUGAGAUGAUGGCACAGUACACAAUGUUUCCAAGUAACCAGGAGUAUAUUCAGGUUGCCAAAGCAUUCAUCUUGAAAUACCCCUCUCUGAAGGACAUCGAUGGCAAUGGUUAUCAUACUUGGCAUAUGUCAUUGAAAAGAAAAUUCAAGACUGAACGUGCUCCUCUAGUUCAUGAUGUAGAAGUUCGAAAGUACAAAGAGAGGUAUGCCGAGUCCAGAAAGUCCAAGACCGUGGAUGAAUCAGCCGUUGUAGUCCAUAAACAGGCUAGAAGUGCAUCAGAGUUUGCUGUGAUUGGGGAAGACGCUACCUCUAUUGAAGCCCAUGUCAGAGUUCUAACAGAACAAUACACAAAGAUGCAACCUGACAUGAUGAUCGUGAAAGACCGCAUGACCAGGACAUUCUCAUGGAGACGCUCAGAAAUUGCUGAGGGAAUUUCUGUGGAGGACCUGUUGAAAAAAUAUCCAUUUCUUUCAACACCCUCUGGGUUGUAUGAUGAGGUGGACUGCAUUCAUCCUGCCCCAGUUCCAGUAGACAGGCGCAUCAUAGAGAACUUAACUUCCCUGCUUCCUAAACUUACUAAAUUAGUGAAGGACACAUCACCUCUUAAACAAGUCUACCUAGAUGCAAAACGUGAUGCCCUGACUGUGGACCAUGCAGCUAUUGACACCAGGGGUGGACUUCUCCUCUUGCCAUCGAUCUUUAAAGAGAAAAUCGAGAACUUGAUCAUUCUUGGACAGAAUGAGCCGGCCACCCCGCACCCAACUAUUAGGCUGAGGGACCAUGAUUGGAAGACUGCUAUUGUUGACAGAGCUGAAACCAUCAUCGAAGUUGACGGGGUUAGGAUGUGCUCCUGUAUUGGUGUUGAAGAGGCUUUCCGAGCAGUGUUCUGCAUGUACUUCGUUUUCAAUAUGGAGUACCCUGCUCAAUUGAAAAACACAUUCAUAUUUUUUCAGAGGUGCAUUGCACAGAUAGUGGUGGCUGGAGACAAGCUGUCAACACCAGUGACUCGCCUUAUUAACCUCCUAUACUGAAAUGCCGCCAUUAUAUCAGUGUACGAAGUGCCGCCGCAGAACUUUCACUCUUACUAAACUUAUUCAGCAUAUUGGACUUGU